Beta vulgaris subsp. vulgaris (sugar beet) is the source of this 2949-nucleotide messenger RNA. RefSeq lists its product as hypothetical. The transcript has a single exon. Bases 737 to 2404 code for a protein of 555 amino acids. The record is from RefSeq and is a predicted model, not a curated record. NCBI's taxonomy places the organism in Eukaryota, Viridiplantae, Streptophyta, Magnoliopsida, Caryophyllales, Amaranthaceae.
UACUAGUAAGCUUGCUUAGCAGCAAGACAAAGUGUAAAAAAGCAAAAAAAAAUUCGUCCUAUAGCCGUUAGUUUUAAGUAGGUUCCCCAACCAUUUGGGAUAUGAUCCCAAAUUAGCCUUUGGAUCAAAACUUAGAGAGAGAAAGAAUGGGCGAUGCACCCUCAUUUCUCAACACGUGCUACUUCCAUCUUACUUCUCUCUCCUCUUUUUAUCUUUGCUUUCAUGCAUGGAUUUCUCCUCCCCACCAAAUUUAGUACUACUUAUUUAGUACUAGUAGAACUACAAACUAGUUUAAUUUUAGAGAGAGAAACAAGUAGAAAUUCUUGCUCAUCAACUAAGACCACAAACACACAAAAAUAAACUAAAAAACAAGAAAUUUUAAAACUACCCUCUUUCUCUCUCUUGAUCAAAUUUUGAUUAUUUCCUCAAAUUUCAACUACCCACAAGCUAAUUAGUGAGAGAAAGUUGAAUGAAAAUAGAGAAAUUGAAGGGAAAUGUGUAAAAUUUCCUACUCAAAAAAGCUCCUCUUUUUGUGCAUCAGUAGUUCAGAUCUUAACCUUAGCUCAAAAACAGCAACUUCCCUCUCCUACUUUCACCUCCUCCUAACUAGAAAAUAACCUCUAAAUUUCUUACAAAAACUUCUAAUCUCAAUCAAAUCAUCAACAUUUCCCCUGUUUUUCCUGUGUUUUUUCUCACUAUAAUUUUUCCAAGUCUUUUUUUCUUCUUUUGUUUUGUCAUGGAAGUACAAAAGUUGAAGCAUGUAUGCAAAUUCUGCAAGAAAUGUUUCCCUUGUGGAAGAUCACUAGGAGGUCAUAUAAGGUCUCAUUUACCAAAACCAGGUUAUGAACUCAGAGAGAAUCCAAAGAAGACAUGGAGAGUAUCUCGUCGUGAUGAAUUGCUGCUUAAUUCGUCCUUCUCCUCUUCAUCAACCGAGACCGAGAAUCGAAAAAGUCGAACAAUAAAGAAUCAUGUUCAGGGUAAAAGAUCCAGUAUUGGUAGGAAUAAUUCUCAUUCCUCUGUUUCUGAAGUGGUUGAAGAUGAUCAUCAAGAACAAGAACAAGAACAAGAAGAAGUUGUUGUUGCAAUGUGUUUGAUCAUGUUAUCUCAAGAUGAAGGAUCUUGGGGUGAUAUUUCUUCUUCUUUUGCUGUUGCUGCUGAUUCUUCUGAGAAUAAUAAUGUUUCAUUUUUCUCUCAGGGAAAUAAUAACAGUAAGAGUAGGAGGAGAAAGAGGAGAGAGAAAGUUCAGGUGAAUGAAAAUGACUUUGUUUCUGUUGGUGUUAAUGCUAAAAAAUUUGAAUCUGUAGCAUCUGGGUAUCUGCAAAAAGAGUUGAAAUUGAAGGGAAUUGAAGUUUCUGCAAAUGGGUUUUGCUUGAAUGAUCAGAAUAAUAAGUGUUUUGAGAGUAAGAAAAGGAGAGAGAAAGUUGAGGGUAAAGAAUCUGUUUUUGGUGCAACUGAUCAUUAUGUUGGUAAAAUCAUAAAAGCAGAAUCUGCAGUUUCUGGGUAUGUGAAAGAUGGUGCAGAAAUUAAGGAAUAUGAAGUUUCUGAAAAUGGGUUUGUGUCAAAUGAUCAUCUUAAGCAAUCUUUUGAAAGUAAGAGAAAGAUUGCUCAAUCUGUAACUUCUAGGUGUGUCAAGAAGGGGUCAAAGAUUGAAGAAUAUGAAGUUUCAGAAAAUGGGAUUUCUUUAUAUGAUCAAAAGAACAUUGAUCAUAAUGAAUUAGAUUCUGAAUUUUAUAAUGAUGUUAGUAGAACAAGUUGCUUUAAAAGGAGCAAAUUUGAGUGUACUACUUGUAACAAAGUAUUUCACUCUUAUCAAGCUCUAGGAGGGCACAGAGCUAGCCAUAAGAAGCUGCUGGGCGGAGGUAAGUGUUCUCCGCCCUCGCCGAAGCUCGAGCCGAGCAACGUUGCUGGCAACGAUGCUAGUAUCUCGCCUACGCAUAAACAACAAGAACAACUAGUUUCUGAGAUGGGGAUUGGAUCAUCAUCAUCGUCGUCAACAAAGAAAGUUGUUCAGAAACAUGAGUGUCCAAUAUGUUAUAGAGUUUUUCCAUCAGGGCAAGCACUUGGAGGGCACAAAAGAUCUCAUUUGUUAGUAGCUAAUAAUAAUGAUGAAAUUAAUGGCAGAGUUUCUGAGGGGAAAAUCAAUGAUAAUCAUGUUAGAAUUGCUCAAGUUGUUGAAAGAUUAGCAAGUACAGAAACUAGAGACUUGCUUGAUCUCAAUUUUCCACCUGCACAAGACGAGGCGACUGCGACUGCUACUGCUACUGCUACUACUACGACUACUACUACUGCUACUGGUACUACUACUCCUAGUAGUAGUGCUUCCCUUGUUGGGUUCAUCAAGCCAUAUUGGUGUGUUGAAAGUUCUCACAAGCAUGAGCCACUUUUGGGUUUAAUCUCAAAUUAAGUUGAUAAUGAUUCAUAUUAGAAUAUGUUCAAUGGUUUCAAUUGAAGAGUACAGAUUUAUGGUAUACCUUCGCCAUUCAUUCAUUAUUAUUUUUUUCGCAUUUGCAGUAAAAAAAAAUUCAAGGAUGGCCAAAUGUUAUACUUUUUUUUUCUUUUUUUUACAAUCAAUAUAGAGACCUUGUACUUUGUUGAUCAAGUGAAAAGAGACAAAAGGUGAAUUGCAUUUAAUGAUAAUUUUAUCAAACUUGUGACUUGUGAGUGUGAUACAUUAUAAUGGUAAUGAGAUAUCAUGUAUUUCAAGAUCUUGUAUAAGACAGUUCUACCAUAACUUAUUGCGAGAUCAUGGUGACUUCUGUUUUUAGAAUUCUAUGGUGAUUUUUUUUUAUUGUUUUCAAAAGAGACUAUCAAACGUCUCACCAUAAAUCGAGCGAUGUGAAACAGUCUCAUCUCUUAAAUUUACUAUUUCAAGUAUAUACUUCAAGAUUCAAGAUAUUUAAGUUCAUUAAAGAUAUUUGUUGAGGUAAUAAUACUCACUUGAUAUGGAAG